AUGUUCGCUAAUUCAACCAGACAGAAGGCUUUGCGUGCCACACUCAGUGCAAAAAGAUUCAACUCCUCCCAUAGCCACCAUGUUGAAAAGAAGCCAAUUGAAAUCACCUUCGCCAAAAUAUUCGCCGUGGGAUCUCUAGUUGGUGGAUGGCUUCUCUAUAAGAACAAGGACAACACAGAGACGCCCCUUUUCAAAUCUGGCCUUUUUGAUCAAGAAUUAAACGGACAACGUGAUCAUUUAAGAGAAGAAGGAUAUGAAAGUCGCUAUAAGAUGGGUUUUAUUAAAACUUAUAUUGCUGAUAACGGUGGUUCUGGAUUUGGUAAUUCGGCUUAUAGAAGAGGAAGUGGAGAGGAGGUUUCAAAUACAAAUUUAAUUGCUGCUCACUCACCUUGGGGUCCACAAUUCGGUGCAGGUAUAAAACUAGACAAGUUGGGUGAAAGAAGGGAGAGAAUAGAGAGAUUUGCCCCUCUUAAAUAA
Molecule: messenger RNA, 477 nt
Organism: Lodderomyces orthopsilosis Co 90-125
Lineage: Eukaryota; Fungi; Ascomycota; Pichiomycetes; Serinales; Debaryomycetaceae
Exons: 1
Coding region: 1-477 (158 amino acids)
Source: RefSeq, a predicted model, not a curated record